AACGUUUGCGCAUCUAUAUAGUGUAGAUUUCCAAUGACUAUUUUAUAUAUGUAUUCAUUUUCUCAUUGAUAUUUAUUUGUAUUUUUUCCCGUAAGAAAAAGGAAAGAAGAUAGUUGAGAUUAUAUUAUUAUUAUUUUUUUAAUAAUUUGAAAAAUUUACUUGUGUGUGUGAAGUAACAAACAUGCCAACAUAUGAAAUGCCGCUUAUGUUACGUGUCAUGAAAAAGCCAGAACUGGUAGCAACUUUAAAGAGAGCAACCACAACGAUACUUAAUACUGGGGGUUUUUUAAGAAAAAUUGAGAAUUGGGGAGUAAAACCACUUCCAUGCAAAAUGAGAGCUCAUGGACGUAUUUAUAGAGAAGCAAACCAUUUUCUUAUACAUUUUGAUGUACCUCCAAAAGAUAUAGAUAAAAUUUUAGAUGAAUGCAACAGAGAUGUUGAUAUCGUUAGAUUAAGAAUAUUUAAACAAAAUAAACCAAUUAAAAAAGAUUGUACGUUCCAUGAGGAAAUGUUACCACCAUCAUACAGGCCUAAUGUCCAGAAACUGGUGGAAUUGGCAAAGAAGAGGCACGAUAAUCAAUAUGCAUUUAAAUAUAACACUGGAUUAGACUAUUAUCCUUUUAAUAAAUAAUUACAGGUUUUUUUUUUGUUAUAUGUAGUAUUAUUUGUUUUAAAAUAAAAUAUAUCAAAAAAAUUGAGAAUAUAUUAAAUUUUUUAUUUGGAAAGAGAAUUAAUUAGGAUAGGAAGUUGAUUUAAUUAGGAUAGAACAAUUAAAAAUGCAACAUACAAUUGUGUUUCAUCAUAAGCAACAUUUAAUAUAAAAAUCACUUAUUGAUGCAUUGUUUAUUAACUCAUAUCAGCACAUUAUGAAAAAUUAUUAAUUUUUUUAACCAUCAAUAUAUAUUUGUACAAAAUAUAUACUUAAUAUAUAAUCAUUCAUCAUUAUAUAAUAAUUAUAAUAAUUAUUAUUAUCUCACGUGCAACAUGAAUUUAUAAAAUAAUUUGGUUAGAUUGUGAAAAGUGUUCAACCGCAAUAACAACACGGCUAGCCAAGUAUCUGUGGCUCUUCUCUCAUAUAAUAUACUUUGUAAUAUUUAACAAAUGUUAUAGUAAUUGUCCAAACUAAUGCUAAUUACGUGAUAUCUUUGUUCUUUUGUAAUGUAUAAGAAUGUUUAUGUAUUUUCUAUCCUGAGAGCUACAUAGUCGCGUUGUAAACCAUGAAAUACAAUAAAUUACAUCA
This is a messenger RNA of Formica exsecta, 1240 nucleotides long. It is a transcript of the gene mRpS6, whose product is annotated as probable 28S ribosomal protein S6, mitochondrial. The coding region runs from base 182 to 631 and encodes 149 amino acids. Gene Ontology annotation, molecular function: structural constituent of ribosome; small ribosomal subunit rRNA binding. Gene Ontology annotation, biological process: translation. The record is from RefSeq and is a predicted model, not a curated record. NCBI's taxonomy places the organism in Eukaryota, Metazoa, Arthropoda, Insecta, Hymenoptera, Formicidae. Gene Ontology annotation, cellular component: ribosome; mitochondrial small ribosomal subunit. The transcript has 4 exons.